Molecule: messenger RNA, 1222 nt
Organism: Ipomoea nil (Japanese morning glory)
Lineage: Eukaryota; Viridiplantae; Streptophyta; Magnoliopsida; Solanales; Convolvulaceae
Product: serotonin N-acetyltransferase 1, chloroplastic
Exons: 8
Coding region: 98-874 (258 amino acids)
Cellular component (GO): cytoplasm
Molecular function (GO): N-acetyltransferase activity
Source: RefSeq, a predicted model, not a curated record
UCAUUGCAGAAUAUCGACCAUUCAUCUGUUCUUCCGUUGAAGAUCGCAAAAUCUUGAUAUCAGAUUUACUGGAAAAGGCUCCGAAAACUCAAAAGAGAUGGAAACCGGAGCUCUGCUUUCCUCUAUGACAACUUCUUCUUCGUCUUCGUAUUCGUCUUCCUUAUAUUCUGGUGUUUCUAUCGCUUGCUCCCGUUUUCAAGUACGAAACGAGAUUUCAUUUCCUUGCAAACUCAACUCUGAGUUUGUCAGAGGUAGCAGGAAUGUCAAGGUCUCUCGGUUGAGGGCUGGUGGCUUCUGGGAUGCAAUUAGAUCCGGGUUUGCAAAGGAUAAUAGUUUGCAGAUUGUUGAACCCCCAUCUUCCAUCCAAGAAGAGGAAGAUCCAUUGCCUGAAGAAUUUGUUCUAGUUGAAAAGCCACUAUCUGAUGGAGCAGUUGAACAAAUCGUCUUUUCUUCAGGAGGAGAUGUGGACAUAUAUGAUCUUCAGGCCUUAUGUGAUAAGGUUGGUUGGCCUCGAAGGCCACUGACUAAGCUUGCUGCAGCUCUAAAGAAUAGCUACAUUGUAGCAACUUUGCAUUCUAGAAUAGUAUCAUCUGAAGAAGAGGUGAAUGUCCAAAAGAAGCUGAUUGGUAUGGCUCGUGCAACAUCAGAUCAUGCUUUCAAUGCUACUAUUUGGGAUGUUCUAGUAGAUCCUUCCUAUCAAGGCCAAGGGCUUGGGAAAGCACUUAUUGAAAAGCUCAUAAGGACACUUUUGCAAAGGGACAUUGGAAAUAUUUCAUUGUUUGCUGAUAGUCAAGUUGUUGAAUUUUAUCAGAAUCUAGGUUUUGAACCUGACCCUGAGGGCAUCAAAGGUAUGUUCUGGUACCCGAGGUAUUAAUUGUCUAUGGUUGGAUCAAUCAUCUUGCAGCUCUGCAACAAUUGUAUGGCAUUUCAUAGUCCAAGUGGCAUGGGAAUUCUGAGAUUAUAUACAUGAUUAUCCAAUGGUUUUCAAAGGUCCCAUUGUAACAGAAAUGUACAUCAUUAGGUGCAGACAAAGUUGUAUAUUAUUUCCAGAUUAAAUCUUUAAAUCUUUUGGAGGCAGUCAACAAAAAUUUCUCAGUUGAUAUUUUCUGUUAUCCUCCAUAUUUUUGGUGGCAUCAAGUAUUGUUUUGUGACCAUUGUCAUACUCUCAUGUUUCAGAUAUUCAAAUCAAAGAUAGUUUACCAUAAUUUUUUGUGGGAGUUAA